Desarmillaria tabescens is the source of this 734-nucleotide messenger RNA. RefSeq lists its product as uncharacterized. The coding region runs from base 182 to 628 and encodes 148 amino acids. The transcript is spliced from 3 exons. NCBI's taxonomy places the organism in Eukaryota, Fungi, Basidiomycota, Agaricomycetes, Agaricales, Physalacriaceae. The record is from RefSeq and is a predicted model, not a curated record.
CACUAAUAUCAGUUAUAUCACAAUCCUUGGGCUGGUGCGUCGUUUCCAUGUCUUCUUGUCAUGGUUGACUCAACCCCUGUGUACUAGAUGCACCAUAUGCUGGUUUUCCGGAAUAUGCACGAUUUUUCGGGCAGCGACAUUCCAAUUAUAUGCAGACUGAUAUAAGGAACUCGAGGAUCCUAUGACAGAUUACUGGGUAGAGCUGAAUGCUGAUAAACGGACGAAGAAAGAAUGCGAGAUGAAAUUCUGUCAAGUCACCGCCACAGUACUCGGUCGUAACUCUUGCUUCUACCAAGUCAACCUCUGCACCCGUGCCCUCCUUCUCGACAAAGAGGUCGGCUAUGUCCGGCCAUUCACCAUCAUCUUAGAGACUAGGAAGGGCGGCAAGGCUCGUGCGCUCUUCAUUCGCUCCUCCCACUACCCCCACUACCCACCGUCCUCCAUCCUCAACACCCUGCCAAAAAAUGUGGAAGCGCCACUUGCAUCGACUCCAAGUGCAUCGGAAUGUGGUGUAUCGAGGACUGCCGGGGCCUCCAUUAUCCAAGCUUCAUGGCCUGAGAGCUCCAGCGCUACGAAGACGGAGUUGUGUGUAACCUUUGGGGACGCGAAGUGGUACAGAGGAGUCUGACGCAGUGUAUUUUCGUACACAUCUGUUAUAGUUAUUAGUCCACGAAUUCAAUUAUUAUUGUUACGUUUUUCUUUUAUUUUUCUGAGAAAAAAAAACAUAGGACUCG